This is a messenger RNA of Myripristis murdjan (pinecone soldierfish), 1533 nucleotides long. RefSeq names its product cytochrome P450 2K1-like. Gene Ontology annotation, molecular function: oxidoreductase activity, acting on paired donors, with incorporation or reduction of molecular oxygen, reduced flavin or flavoprotein as one donor, and incorporation of one atom of oxygen; iron ion binding; heme binding. Gene Ontology annotation, cellular component: intracellular membrane-bounded organelle; cytoplasm. Gene Ontology annotation, biological process: xenobiotic metabolic process. The transcript is spliced from 9 exons. Bases 1 to 1515 code for a protein of 504 amino acids. The record is from RefSeq and is a predicted model, not a curated record. Lineage: Eukaryota; Metazoa; Chordata; Actinopteri; Holocentriformes; Holocentridae.
AUGGGCCUAUUAGAUCUUCUUCUCCAGUCCUCCAGUUCAUUCAGCCUUCUGGGGGCUGUGGUGUUCCUGCUGGUCCUCUACAUCUUCUCGUCCAGCUUCAGCUCAAAGAAAAAGAUGAAGGAGCCUCCAGGACCCACAGCACUUCCCCUGCUUGGCAACCUGCUGCAGAUGGAUCUCAAGAGACCCUACAUCACCCUGUGUGAGCUUUCAAAGAAAUAUGGAUCUGUAUUUACGGUGUACUUUGGACCAACUAAAGUGGUGGUGCUGGCAGGAUACAAGACAGUCAAGCGGGCUCUGGUUAACCAUGCAGAGGAGUUUGGGAACAGAAGCAUUCCCUUGAUUUUUCAAGAAGCUGGUCAAGGACAUGGUGUUUUAUUUAGCAAUGGGGAGUCAUGGAGAGAGCUGAGACGUUUUGCCUUGAGUAACCUGAGAGACUUCGGGAUGGGCAAGAAAGCAGUAGAGGAGAAAAUUGUGGAGGAAUGUCAGCACCUGAUCAAAGUGUUUGAGAAGCAUGAAGGUAAAGCCUUUUGUACAACCCAGUCAGUAUGUUAUGCUGUCUCAAACAUCAUCUGCUCCAUUGUCUAUGGCAGCAGAUUUGAAUACGCUGAUCCAGAGUUCAAAGCCAUGGUAAAUCGAGCCAGUGACAACAUUCGUCUUGCAGGCUGCCCCUCAAUACAGCUAUACAACACCCUUCCGUGGUUGUUUAAAUGGGUUGGCAACAGAAAGCGCUUUCAUAAAAACAUGGUAUCCAACAGAGAACAGAUGACAAAGCUGAUCAAACACUUACAGGAGACGCUGAAUGCUCAACAGUGCAGAGGAUUUGUGGACUCCUUUCUGGCCCGCAAGCAGAGUCUAGAGGAAUCAGGGAAUAUGAACACCCACUACAGUAAUGAACAUCUUGUGUCAAGUGUUGGCAACCUGUUUGCGGCUGGCACCGACACCACAGGAACUACACUGAGAUGGGGCCUGUUGCUCAUGGCCAAAUAUCCUCACAUACAAGAUCAGGUUCAGGAGGAGCUGAGCAGGGUGAUAGGAAGUCGUCAGGUCCAGGUAGAGGACAGGAAGAACUUGCCCUACACUGAUGCUGUCAUCCAUGAGACACAGAGAUUCACAAGUAUUCUCCCCGUGUCCCUUCCUCACGUCACCAGUCAGGAUGUCACCUUCCAGGGUUAUUUCAUCAGCAAGGGGACCAUAGUAUUUCCUCUGUUGGCAUCUGUUCUUUGGGAUGAGAAUGAAUGGGAGGGCCCACGCAGCUUUAAUCCUGCACACUUCCUGGAUGAAAAUGGGAAGUUUGUCAAGAGAGAUGCCUUCAUGCCUUUUUCUGCAGGUCGCAGGGUGUGUCUCGGAGAGAGUCUGGCAAGGAUGGAGCUCUUCCUCUUCUUCACCUCUCUCCUCCAGCACUUUCGUUUCACUCCUCCACCUGGUGUAAAGGAGGAUGAAUUGGAUCUGACACCAGCUGUGGGCGCCACCCUCAACCCCUCACCACACCAGCUGUGUGCUGUCAGUUGUGGCUGAGGGAACGAAUCUGAGUAA